Molecule: messenger RNA, 3023 nt
Organism: Melanotaenia boesemani (Boeseman's rainbowfish)
Lineage: Eukaryota; Metazoa; Chordata; Actinopteri; Atheriniformes; Melanotaeniidae
Product: calpain-1 catalytic subunit-like
Exons: 23
Coding region: 231-2339 (702 amino acids)
Biological process (GO): proteolysis
Cellular component (GO): cytoplasm
Molecular function (GO): calcium ion binding; calcium-dependent cysteine-type endopeptidase activity
Source: RefSeq, a predicted model, not a curated record
ACGUCAUCGCCACGGGCCCGCCCCUUCCGCCGGGCGGGUCUCUGGGAUGCAGCAAAGCAUCUUCUGCAUCCAGAACCAGCAGAACUGAACUCAGAACGGAUUCCGGAGCACCGAGCAGCAGAAACUCCGAUUACAUCAUCGUCUUCGUUGACCAAUCAGAGACGUCGUCGCGUGCAGCUCGGCUCUGUCCGUCCGAACCUCACAGGAAGUGGAGCAGGUUGUGGGUCAGGAUGUUUGGUGGUGCCUCAGAUCGGAUCCAGAGAGACCGGGACCGAGCUGGAGGUCUGGGCUCGGUCCAGCAGGCUGUUCCCUACCUGAACCAGGAUUUCCAGGCUCUGAAGGAGGAAUGUCUGCGGACCAGGUCUCUGUUCCAGGACCCAAUUUUCCCUGCUGAACCGACUUCACUGGGCUUCAAGGAACUUGGACCAUCAACUGCCAAGACCAGAGGAGUGGAGUGGAAGAGGCCCACGGAGCUGACAGCUGACCCUCAGUUCAUCGUGGGCGGGGCCACCAGGACGGACAUCUGUCAGGGGGCGCUGGGUGACUGCUGGCUGUUGGCCGCCAUCGGCUCUCUGACUUUGAAUGACCGUCUGCUGCAUCGUGUAGUUCCUCAUGGCCAGAACUUCAGUCAGCAGUAUGCCGGUAUCUUCCACUUCCAGUUCUGGCAGUUUGGGGAGUGGGUGGACGUGGUGAUUGAUGACCGCCUGCCUGUCAAAGAUGGAAAACUCCUGUUCGUGCACUCGGCUGAAGGCAGUGAGUUCUGGAGCGCCCUGGUGGAGAAGGCCUAUGCCAAGCUGAACGGGUCAUAUGAGGCGCUGUCCGGCGGCAGCACCACGGAGGGUUUUGAGGAUUUUACCGGCGGUGUGUCAGAGAUGUUCGAGCUGAAGAACGCUCCCAGAGAUCUCCAUCGGAUCAUCAGCAAAGCUCUGCAGAGAGGAUCUCUGCUGGGCUGCUCUAUAGACAUCACCAGCACCUUUGACAUGGAGGCGGUCACCUUCAAAAAACUCGUGAAAGGCCACGCCUACUCUGUGACGGGCCUCAGACAGGUGGACUACCGUGGCCGGCAGGAGCUUCUGAUCCGGAUCAGGAACCCCUGGGGUCAGGUGGAGUGGACUGGAGCAUGGAGCGACAGCUCCUCAGAGUGGAACCACAUUGACUCUGCAGAGAAGGACGAGAUGCUGUGUAAGAUGGAAGAUGGGGAGUUCUGGAUGUCUUUCCAGGAGUUCAUGCAUCAGUUCUCACGUUUGGAGAUCUGUAAUCUGACUCCAGAUGCUCUGAGUCAGGACUCCACCGGAUUCUGGACCACCAUGAUGUUCGAGGGCAGCUGGAGGAAAGGAAGCACCGCCGGCGGCUGCAGGAACCACCCCAACACGUUCUGGAUUAACCCUCAGUAUAAGAUCUCUCUGCUGGAGGAGGACGAUGACCCCGAGGACGACGAGGCCACCUGCAGCUUCCUGGUAGCUCUGAUGCAAAAGGACCGCCGCCGCUACCGCCGGCACGGCCACGACACACACACUAUCGGCUUUGCCAUUUACGAGAUCCCCGAGGAGUUCCGAGGUUCUCCCAGUGUCCACAUGAAGAAGGACUUCUUCCUGCGUCACUCCUCCUGCGCUCGCUCCGAGACUUUUAUUAACCUGAGAGAGGUGAGCGCCAGGCUCCGCCUCCCGCCAGGCGACUACCUCAUCGUCCCGUCCACCUUUGAACCCUCGAAGGAGGCCGACUUCGUUCUGAGAGUGUUCACUGAGAAGCAGUCUGACAUGCAGGGCAUGGAUGACGACAUGGUCGUAGACAUUCCACAAGAGGAGGAGAUCUCUGAGGGGGACAUCGAUGACUCCUUCAGGGCCAUGUUUGCUCAGCUGUCUGGAGAUGACAUGGAGAUCUCAGUCCAGGAACUCAGAACCAUCCUGAACCGAGUCGUGUCCAAACACAGAGACCUUCAGACUGAUGGAUUUAGCAUGGAGUCCUGUAGAGCCAUGGUCAGCCUCAUGGAUAAAGAUGGCAGCGCUCGGCUUGGUCUGUUGGAGUUUCAGAUCCUGUGGAACAAAAUCAGGAAGUGGUUGGGGAUCUUCAGAGAGUUUGAUCUGGAUAAAUCUGGCUGCAUGAGCUCCUAUGAAAUGCGUCUGGCACUGGAAAAUGGCGGUUUCAGACUCAACAACAAAUUAUACCAGAUGCUGAUCGCUCGGUACGCCGACAAUGAGGUCAUCGAUUUUGACAACUUCACAUGCUGUCUGGUCAAACUGGAGGCCAUGCUCAGAACCUUUCAGGGACUGGACCGGGACGGGACAGGAACUGUGGAAGUGAACAUCAUCGAGUGGCUGUUUGUGACGAUGUGCGGCUGAAACUACGAUGCUUCGGUUGGAGCGCCACCUACAGGACGUACGGCGGCGAGCGCGUGUACUUACCGGACCUGACCGGACCGGACUGGACUGCUGAAGUUCUGCUGUUGACAGAGUCAGAGAGGAUCUUCAGCUCCGCUUGAACAACACUAACCUUCAUAUUUAUCUCUGUAUUCUCAUCCUAUUGCAUGUCAUAGAUACACCUGGUCAGGUGAGACAGGAAGCUGUAUGUAAACAUCCAUUAUCACCAUAUAUAAACAGGAAGCUCUGUAGAAGAAGAGGCUCUGGGUCCUCAUCAGAACGAUCUGUUUCCAGUCUUCAGGUUUCUGUUUUCAUCUGUUCAGUCAGAUUAAAGUCAUGUCCUUCAAAGGCCAAUAUUUAUUUAUUUGUUUAGGUUAAGGAAAAAAGAAGCAGAUCUUUGAGCAUUUCUUUCUCUCUUCAUCUCAUAUUUAUUUUUCCUGUGAAACUGUUGGAGCAGAAAACAGAAUCUGAAGAUGAAGGAAGCACAUCAACCAAUCAGAAAUGAUGAAGCUGGAGUCAGAGUCAGACUCGCGUCCUCCUCUUCAUCCAUCAGUUUGCCUCAGUCAGAAGCUGCUGUAACCCCGGCCUCUAGAGGGCGCUCUAACUGUAUUUAUCUAUUUAUUCCUGAGGAGAUGCUGACGCUUGUUUCAACCCAAUAAAGUUGGA